AUGAGGUGCCACUCGGCCCCCGGCGAGGACUCUGCUGAGGUCCCGGGCGCCGAGGGGAGGCCGCGGGCGGCGGCCGGCCGGCCCGUCGAUGAGGAGGUGUCCAGUGAUUCCGAAACAGAGAGCCCGUCGUUGGGGCGGCGGCGGCGGCGGGAGGCGGCGGCGGAGGAGGAGAUAGAUGAGACGCCGCAGGAGAAGAAGCUGCGCCUGGCCAAGCUGUACCUGGAGGAGCUCCGCCAGUACGAGGAGGAGCGGGCGGCGGACGAGGAGGAGGAGGAGACCCCGGCGGAUCUCAUCGGCGACCGGCUGAAGGAGGAUGUGCUCGAGCAGAAGGGCCGGCUCCAGCGCCUGGUGGCCAAAGACGUGCAGCUUCCAGAUCCAGCCAGCAUCCGUGUGCUGAGGGGACACCAGCUGCCCGUCACCUGUCUGGUCAUCUCUCCAGAUGACAAGUUCAUCUUUUCCGCUUCCAAGGACGGCACCGUCAUCAAAUGGGACGUGGAGAGCGGGAAGAGGCUGUGUGUGGUGCCCGGGGGAAAGAAGGGCACGGAGCAGCAGAACAUGGGGCAUGCAUCCCAUGUCCUCUGCAUGGCCAUCUCGUCGGAUGGCAAGUACCUGGCUACGGGAGACAGGAACAAGCUGAUCAUGAUCUGGGACGCAGCCACAUGCAAGCGCCUGCACAUCUUCACCGGGCACCACGACGCUGUCUCGGGCCUGUCCUUUCGGAAGGGCACACACCAGCUCUACAGUGCCUCCCACGACCGCUGCGUCAAGGUCUGGGAUGUGGCGGAGAAUGCAUACGUGGAGACCCUGUUUGGGCACCAGGAUGUCAUCACGGGGCUGGACAGCCUGAGCCGGGAGUGCUGUGUGACAGCGGGGGGACGGGACGGCACCGUGCGGCUCUGGAAGAUCCCCGAAGAGUCACAGCUCGUGUUUUGUGGCCACCAGGGCUCCAUCGACUGUAUCCAGCUCAUCAACGAGGAGCACAUGGUGUCGGGCGCCGAUGACGGGUCCGUAGCCCUGUGGGGGCUGACAAAGAAGAAGCCGCUGGCGCUGGCCCGGCAGGCACACGGCAUGCAGGACACCCGGGGCCUGCAGGAGCCAUACUGGAUCUCGGCGGUGGCCGCCCUGCGCAACAGUGACCUCCUGGCUACAGGCUCCCACAGCGCCAGCGUGAAGCUCUGGAAGUGCGGUGAGGGAUUUCGGAAGCUGGAGUCCCUCUGGGACAUCCCCUUGGUGGGUUUUGUCAACAGCCUCAAGUUCUCAGCAACUGGUGACUUCCUGGUGGCUGGCGUCGGGCAGGAGCACCGGCUUGGCCGGUGGUGGAGAAUCAAAGAAGCCAAAAACAGCAUCUGCAUCAUCCCCCUGAGGCGGAGGGCCGCAGCCUCCAGCCCCGAAGCCCCCAACGGCUCUUAGCCCCCUGGCCCCGGAGCUGGGUCAGUAAAACCCUGACCCUGGAGCUGUGCCCCACGUCCUUCGUGUGCCACCUUCCUGCGGCCGGCAGGACGUGAGCCAGGGGGUGUCAUAUGGCCCCCAGACCCUGCUGCCCCCCCGUAUCGUGACGUGGCUCUGCCCUCUGCGAGGGUCCUACCCUUUUUCCCUCAGGUUCGGAGGGACCUGAGCUCUGGAAGAGUCUAUUUAAAAAACAAAACAAACAAAACAAAACAAAACCACUUUAUUUACAUAAAUUACAAAAAAAAAAAAAA
Molecule: messenger RNA, 1700 nt
Organism: Calidris pugnax (ruff)
Lineage: Eukaryota; Metazoa; Chordata; Aves; Charadriiformes; Scolopacidae
Gene: RRP9
Product: ribosomal RNA processing 9, small subunit (SSU) processome component, homolog (yeast)
Exons: 15
Coding region: 1-1410 (469 amino acids)
Cellular component (GO): small-subunit processome
Molecular function (GO): protein binding; snoRNA binding
Source: RefSeq, a predicted model, not a curated record